Messenger RNA from Mycotypha africana, 1204 nucleotides. RefSeq lists its product as uncharacterized. The coding region runs from base 108 to 1103 and encodes 331 amino acids. The transcript has 3 exons. The record is from RefSeq and is a predicted model, not a curated record. Lineage: Eukaryota; Fungi; Mucoromycota; Mucoromycetes; Mucorales; Mycotyphaceae.
CAUACUCUUUCACCUUUUUUUUUUAGAACAAAAAAAAUACUUACUUUCAUCAAUCUAAGCCUAUCCUUAAUUCUUUCAUUCACUUUUCGUUUUCCCUACGAAGUUGAAUGUUAAAAAUGACUUCCAAAACUACAUUAAAGAAUCCUCCAAGUCCAUCGUCUAUUUCAGACUCAAUGAAACUAGAGCAAUUCCGCACACAAUAUGAGUUGGCCCGUAACUUUUAUGAUGAUUUUGAAUUUUGUCCACUUCCUUAUAUCGAUGAGGUCACUAAGCAUAGAGAAAAAAUCAAACAGCGUCUAUUACAGCAGCAACAGUCAAUAGCAAAUUUUAAAAGCAGCAAUGACUCUGGUUUGCCGACAAGAUCUCAUCAAAGAAGGUCUUCGAAACAACUGUCCAACAACCAGCAUCUUCAAAACCAAUAUCAGCAAUAUCGUCGCUCCUCAAACAGUUCCGCAAUGCCUUUCUUGGUGCAACCUUCCAAAAUCAAAGCAAUGACCUCACACAUUGUCGCAAGCAAAGCCAUUCCUAUCAUUGACCCCAAUAGCAAAGCCCCUGUUGCUGUGAAUCAGCCCGCUUAUUGUAAUAGCAGUAACAGAAGUAUUAGUUAUGGAAAGGUGAGUCAACCUGCGUCAAGCCAGUCUUGGGCCACUAUUGCGGAUGAAGGCGAUCCGUCUUCUCGUAGCAGCAGCAGCAGCAGCAGCGACAGUAGUGGCAGCCCUAAAAGCCAUUCCAUUAGUUUCAAUGGUAACGAUUCGUUUCAUUAUUACAACAACAAUAAUACUGCUGUGAUUGCCAACUAUGAAAAUAUACAACCAACAAAUUUCUCUAGCAGCAACAACUAUGCUGCCUUCGAAAACAAUGAAGAUAACUUUUUUUACUCAUCCAUUACUACCAACAAUUAUCAAACAUAUUACUACCCGCCAGCAUCAACAAAUACAAAACUGUAUCAUCAACCCUCGCAGGAGGUUGCAGGCAGUGGUGUGUAUCAACAGCCUUACCAGCAGUAUCAACGUCAAGUACCACUUUGUAAUCAAUACCAAUACCAUUUUGAAGGACAAAAAACAAGCCCAAAUUCCAAGUUCUCCAAUGUAACUGUAUACUAAUCCCUUUAUCCUGAAAAGUAUAACAUUUUUCAUCUUAAUUUUUUUUUCUUACUGUUAAUGCUAAUAAUAUACGCCAAGGUUGCUUUUUUUUUUUUUCUUUU